AUGAGUGCUAUCCCUUACGUUUGGAGGGUAGAUAUUACGGACCCGGCAUCCCCCAACACAACCAAGGUGUAUCCGAACCCCCCAUUGACAAUUGCGAAUGGAGCAUAUCUGUUCAAUGGAUCGGUGUAUUGGGCACAGGAGGGGAAUUUUACGACUCCUAGCUCCAUCGUGCGCAUGGAUCCUAAGACGCUGAAGACUGAGGUGGUAAAGAAUAAUUUUUACGGCCAUCGAUUCAACUCAUUGAAUGACCUUGUCAUCUCCGAUGAGGGAGUGGCAUUUUUUACGGAUGGAUACUAUGGUUGGGACAACUUCAACGACACCCUCUUUCCCGAGUUAGCCAAUGGUAUCUACCGCUGGGAUAUGCGCACAGGAAACAUCAAGAUGGUUGCUGGCGCAGCCGAGGGUGCAUUCUUCAACCCCAAUGGCCUCGCAUUCAGUCAGGACCAGACCAAACUAUUUAUCACCAACCGGGGGAAUUCUAGCUCGGAUCCCCAUGGUGGCCGCACUAUAUAUGUCCAUGAUGUCACCUCCUCCGGGUUAUCAAACCGAAAUGUGUUCUCAUACUCUGAUGCCGGAUUUCCCGAUGGCAUUAAGACUGACAAGGACAACCGAGUCUAUGGAGCGGUGACUGGAUCGGUCGACGUAUAUGAUUCUCGUGGCACACUCCUUGGGCGGAUUAAAAUAGCGGACGGUGAUGUGGCAGUGAACAUGGCAUGGGUGGAAAAUUGGCUCUAUAUUUUUAGCCGCAACAAGAUUUAUCGCGUUGAACUGAUGACUUCUGGCCGCUAA
Molecule: messenger RNA, 789 nt
Organism: Aspergillus oryzae RIB40
Lineage: Eukaryota; Fungi; Ascomycota; Eurotiomycetes; Eurotiales; Aspergillaceae
Product: SMP-30/gluconolactonase/LRE family protein
Exons: 1
Coding region: 1-789 (262 amino acids)
Source: RefSeq, a predicted model, not a curated record